AUGUCUUCUUCAACGAAUGAAACCAUUGCUCUAUUUACUUAUCUGACUUUACAUGUAAAUGCCGUUCUUGCUCCGCCGAUUUUCGUUCUUGGUAUGAUUGGUAAUGCGAUUAAUAUUUGGAUCUUUACAAGGAAAUCUCUGCAGAAAAAUCCCUGCUCAAUAUACUUUUGUUCAGCAUCUAUCGUCAGUUUGCUCGCGCUCUGUUCGGGAUUGAUGAGUCGUCUUCUCGGCGGUUAUUCAAUUGAUCUAACAACCUGGAAUAGUGUUUUAUGCAAAUUACGUUUCUACUUCUAUUAUUUAAGUAUUGUUCUUCUCUCAUGGUUUUUAGUUUUUGCAUCACUCGAUCGUUUUCUGUCAACGUCACAAUUCGUAAAUUAUCGAAAAUUGAGUUGUACUCGAGUCGCCUACCGACUCGUCUUCUGUUCGACAGUUUUUAAUAUCUUACUCUAUCUUCAAGUCUUUUACUGUUUCAUCGCAGAUCCAAAUCAAUAUCCAAUUCAAUGUUAUGCAUACGGAGACAUCUGUCGGACUUUUAAUGAUCUAGAAUUUCUCAUCAUUUACUCACUGCUACCGGCGAUUCUCAUGGGUAUCUUUGGAUGUCUAACAGUUCGAAAUAUUCAACAAAUGGAGAGACGAAUUGAUUCGACAACAAAUAUUCCCAAUUGCCGACAAAAGAGAAUUCAACUUGUUCCGAUGCUACUCGUCCAAAUCGCUUUCUUUCUUAUCUUUACAAUCCCGCUGGCUGUAACCAAAUUCUACAAUACGCUAAUCGUUCUUUUACAUCUGUCACUAACACCAGAACAUCGGGCUUUCGAAACAUUUGUUUUCAACAUUACAGUGCUGGUAUCAUAUCUGAAUUGUUCGAUCAGUUUCUACGUUUAUACUUUGGCUGGCAAUGUAUUUCGGCAAGAACUAAAAAAAACCGCACAACAAAUCGUGGCGAAGAUCAGAUGUUAA
This is a messenger RNA of Adineta ricciae, 957 nucleotides long. The record is from the annotation of a GenBank genome assembly. Lineage: Eukaryota; Metazoa; Rotifera; Eurotatoria; Adinetida; Adinetidae.